AUGGAGGAAAGCGCCGCGCUGCAUGGGCCGGACGCCGCGCACAUCUCACCCGUGCCAUCCGGCUUCCCCGGCAUCGACAGCCUGCUUGGAAACGGCAUGCAGCGCUCCGAUAUGAUCGUGCUCGCUGCGCGACCGAGCCUUGGCAAGAGCACGCUCGCCUUCAAUAUCGCGCGCGCCGCUGCCGACAGCGGCAACCGUGUAGGCAUAUUCAGUCUUGAGAUGAGCCGCGACCAGAUUGCCAUGCGCCUGCUUGCAAGCGAGGCUAAUGUUGACAGCUACCGCAUCCGCAUCGGGCUGCUCAGCAACGACGAAGAAUCGCGCCUCCUCGACGCCAUCGGUGUACUCUCCGACCUGCCCCUCUACAUCGACGACAUGCCGAUACAGACCAUCGUGGACAUGCGCGGCAAAGCGCGCAGGCUUAAGUCCGAUCGCGGCCUUGAUUUAAUUAUAAUCGACUACCUGCAACUCAUCGGCGGCGGUGGGCGCAUCGACAACCGCGCGCAGGAAAUGGGCGAGAUUUCCCGCUCCAUUAAGGCCAUGGCGCGUGACCUCGACGUUCCGGUAGUCGCUUGCUCCCAGCUCAGCCGCGCAAUUGAGCAGCGUCCCAACCAUCGCCCGCUCCUCUCCGACCUGCGCGAAAGCGGCAGCAUCGAGCAGGACGCCGACGUGGUCGCCUUCAUUCACCGCGAAGACGUCUAUGUCAGCCGCGAGGACUGGGAAAAGCGCAACCCUACCGAGCAGUACCCGCAGAACAUCGCGGAGAUAAUCUUCGCCAAGCAUCGCAACGGCCCCGUUGGGACGGUGCCGCUGUACUUCCGCAACGACCUCGUGCGCUUCGAGAGCCUGGAGACGACCCCCUCCAUGGAGUACGCGCAGAAUGAAGCCUGA
Molecule: messenger RNA, 888 nt
Organism: Geodia barretti
Lineage: Eukaryota; Metazoa; Porifera; Demospongiae; Tetractinellida; Geodiidae
Source: the annotation of a GenBank genome assembly